UAUUGGAUAAUGCUCAAUGUUUGAUCGUUAGCUUAUACUUUGAAAUUAAUUUACGUUUCUCAUACAAGACAAGCGUUUUACAUCAUCAUAUAUAUCAUCUGUGUCAAAUUUAGUGUAUUACUUUGAAAUAAGUUGUGCAGCGUAGGUGCUUACUUGACCUUGUUGAAAAAAUGAGCAACGCGGAAUAACGAAUUAUGAUUUUUCUUCCAAAAUUAAAUCUAUUUAUUAAAAAAUAUUACCAUUUUAAUUUUUUUGAUUCAUUUUACAUUAAAAGUGAACUAAGAGACUUUUACUCUAAAAUCAAAUCAAAUUUUAGAUAAUUUUAAAUCAAAUCAAAUUGAAUUUAUGAGUUUGAUUUAGAUUUUUGAAUUGAUUUAAGUUUUACCCAACUUUGGAGCAAGGGAUGCAUUUCCCAUAAUGAUUAAUGUUUUUUGAAUUACAUGCAUUAUGUCAUUAAUUGACCUAAAAAUGUCAUAUAUAUUGACACUGUCAGAUAUUACAAGCAAACCGUGUCAUAGCUUGAGAAUGUAUAUGGUUGACUCGGUCUUAAUCUGUUACCAAUUCUAUUACUUGUCUCUUACGUUAUAUAUAUAUUGUUUAAAGCAUAUGCAAAAUUCAUCCCUGAUCUUGCUUAUUCCUUGCCAAUUACACAAGUCAUCACAGUUUUAUUAAUAAGAAAAAGAAUCAUUUGUUUUCCGACAACAUCGAUCGGUGGGUAGUUGCUGCCGGAGGAUGAUGGGUAUGGUGGGAUUGUUUAUAAUUGUUAGAGUGGGACUAUUGCAUGGUAUAGAUGGUGCUAGUAAAUACACAGUCGGAGAUAGUGUCGGAUGGACUGUCCCUCCUAAUAAUUCUGUUGGAUUUUAUGAGGAUUGGUCUUCCAACAUCACAUUUCAGAUUGGCGACACCCUUGUGUUCAACUGGACUGGGACACAUACAACAACAGAAGUAGCAAAUGCAGAGUAUUACAAAAACUGCACAAAGACAGGAAUAGUGAUUCAAACAAGCGGAGUCAAUGUCCCUCUUUCUACAAAUGGCACUCGCUACUUUGUAUGUUCUGUAGGCACACAUUGUCAACAAGGUAUGAAGGUGGCUAUCAGAAUCGGAGAUGGCGUAGCACCGCCGCCGUUUCCACCCUCGGCAGCUCCCUCCCUCACCACCAUUGGUUCCUUCACGGCUGGCCUCUCUUCUUUGCUAUUUUUAAGUCAUAUAAUAUUUGUAUUAUAAUUGUAAUCUAACAUAAUUGAUUCUAAGAUUUUUAUUUUUAUUUGAUAGAAUCAACAUGGAGAUCUGAUUUGGCAUAACGCAUUUUUGGAUCUUUUUAUUUAUACUAUUUUUGACAUUAAA
Molecule: messenger RNA, 1344 nt
Organism: Mercurialis annua (annual mercury)
Lineage: Eukaryota; Viridiplantae; Streptophyta; Magnoliopsida; Malpighiales; Euphorbiaceae
Product: stellacyanin-like
Exons: 2
Coding region: 733-1224 (163 amino acids)
Cellular component (GO): plasma membrane
Molecular function (GO): electron transfer activity
Source: RefSeq, a predicted model, not a curated record